CACCUUUUUGCUCUUUGGAAUUGUAACCAGAAAAAACGAGUGUCUAGAAUUAAAUAAUGGUGUGAAAUUAUUUGAAAUUAAAGCGAUAAAUUGGAGAAUUCAAAACAAACAUAUUCAAUAAUAAGUAAGUUUACAGAAGGUAACCUAUAAAUAAUGGAUGAAUAUUCAAGAGAACCUUGUCCUUGGCGUAUAUUAGAUGACUCCGGCGGUGCUUUCAUCAUGGGAGCUAUCGGAGGUGGCAUAUUUCACUCCAUUAAAGGUUUUAGAAAUGCUCCAGUUGGUUUCAACAGAAAAAUGCUUGGAAGUUUAGCUGCGAUUAAGGAAAGAUCACCUAUAGUAGCUGGUAACUUUGCAGUAUGGGGUGGUAUGUUCUCCACAAUAGAUUGCUCUCUUGUAUACUUAAGACAAAAGGAGGACCCUUGGAACUCUAUAAUGAGUGGGGCGCUGACUGGAGGGAUUCUUGCUGCUAGAAAUGGUGUACCUGCGAUGGCUGGCAGUGCAUUAGUGGGUGGUAUCCUAUUAGCACUGAUUGAGGGCAUUGGAAUAAUGUUCACCAGACUUUCAGCUGAGCAAUUCAAACCCCAGCAGCCAAUAUUCGAAGAUCCUUCAAUAUUAGGACAAAGUCAAGGACAGAGCCAAUCCUUCCAAUAGGGAAACAUUUGUUUAGUUUUAAAUUUGAUUAAUGUGUACAAUGGGAGAGAAAAUGGGUAAACAAUAUGAUGUCAAGAAAACUAUUGCUUAUAUUAAACAUAAACUAAAAGUUAUUUUAUACAAAAGUUUCCUCAUUCUUAAUGGUGAAUGGUAUUUCUAUACAGUUUUGUCAUACUACUUUCUUUUAUUCCUAUAAUGGAAUGUAAAAGAUAAGACUGGUUGAAUUUAUUAGAUGGUUUCGAUUAUUCAGAUAUGAGAUUAUUUAGUUACAGAUUAUAUGUGCUUAGAAGCUUUUCUGACGGCAGAUACUAAGCAAAUGAGUGCAGAUUGUAGGAGAUAAGUGUGGAAUCAUCAGCAAGCUUGUGCACUGUUUACCCAUUUUUGACAUAUUUGAGUGAGGAAUUAUUUUCUGUGAUAUCAGUUGUCCACUGUCUAUGCUCAGUGAAUAUUCAACUUUAUCAUAAUUGUUUAUGGUAAAAAGAAUAUUACAAAAAUAUCUAUGACAUAUUGCAAGUAAAUGAUUCAACAUAUUUAUUUGUUUCCCAUAUAGUUGAUCAUGUUUUAUAGAUAAGAGAUUUAUGUUGAUUACAGUUGUGAAGACUUAUUUACUCCAUCUUCCAAUUUGCAUCACAUAAAUUCUCAAUAAUACUAUAAAAACAUCAAAUUGUUUGCAAUAUGCCAUAUUUAAAAUGUUUUUUUUUUUCUAUUAGAAAUAAAGGAUGGUUUUA
This is a messenger RNA of Papilio polytes (common Mormon), 1379 nucleotides long. Its product is annotated as mitochondrial import inner membrane translocase subunit Tim17-B. Gene Ontology annotation, molecular function: transmembrane protein transporter activity. Gene Ontology annotation, biological process: protein import into mitochondrial matrix. Bases 154 to 651 code for a protein of 165 amino acids. The transcript is spliced from 4 exons. The record is from RefSeq and is a predicted model, not a curated record. Gene Ontology annotation, cellular component: TIM23 mitochondrial import inner membrane translocase complex; mitochondrial inner membrane. Lineage: Eukaryota; Metazoa; Arthropoda; Insecta; Lepidoptera; Papilionidae.